Prorocentrum cordatum is the source of this 1386-nucleotide messenger RNA. Lineage: Eukaryota; Dinophyceae; Prorocentrales; Prorocentraceae. The record is from the annotation of a GenBank genome assembly.
AUGGCGCCCAAGCCGCGCAUGGCGAAGCGCAAGGCCGUACAGCCGGCAUCGCGCGCGCCGUCGAGUAAGAUCGCGUCCGCUCGGAAGACGCUCAGGAAGAAGCAGCUGGCGUUGAAGGCCAGGGCACAGUCGGUAGAGGCCCGCCACCGCGCCAAGGGGGGCUACGGCAAGGCGGUGUGCUCGCCCUGGGAGGUGCCCAAGGGCGGCAUCAAGCAGUCCCCGGCGUACAAGAAGAUGGUGGUGAGGUGCGGCUGCACAGGCUCGACGCCCCCGGCGCCGAAGGACCGCGCCGGGGCGCCGCUGAAGGGCGGCUUCCCCGUGGAGAAGUGGCCGCCCAACGUGCUGGUGGACGGCAAGCGCGACUGCUGGCUGCCGGACGACUGGGGCCAGGCGGUCAAGAACACCGGCCCCGGGGGGGUCUACCUCGGCUGGGUGUCUCCGGAAGGCAAGUUCUUCUACCACCGCAGGGGCUACCCCUCCGCGAUCGAGGAGCACCUGGGCCGGAAGCUGACCGCCCUCGACGGCAUCAACGGGGUGAGGAGGGCCGUGAGCCAGCGGGUGCCCCCGGGCGCAGACAAGGCAUUCUUGAACGGGUGCCUGUCCGCGGCAGAGAGGAAGCACGUGCUGGACGCCAAGGGCUUCCACUUCGCGGUCAUCUCGGCGAGGCGGGCCACGUCGGACGACGGUCAGCACGGCAUCAUGCUCGUGGAGGGUUAUUGCCACGGGGCGGGGAUCAAGCCCACUUGGUACGUGGACAAGGAGAGCCUGGACGACUACAAGAAGUUGGGCCUCGACGCCGUCGUGGGCGGCAAGCUGACUCCCGCCAGGAACAUGGCCUUGGAUACUGCCAAGCGUAGGGGGCAGGUGUGCGUCCAGAUCUCGGACGACAUAUCCAAAUGGGAAUACUUUGACGUGGAGAAGCAGGACUUCUCAGGCCAGGCCGACUUCAGCAAAAUGAACGCGGCAGUCAGGGGCUCGAAGCGGCUGUACAUCUCGCCUCUGGCCGCUGCACAGUUCAUCUUGGCCAAGAUGCGAUCUUCGCCACUGAAGCCACAGCUCGGUGGAGUGUUCCCAACGCUGAACGCGGCGAUGAGCCUUGGCAACGAGGAGUAUUCCACGCACCAUUUCAUUCUUGGAGAUUUCUUCGUGGCGGAGCCCACGUCGCCUUGCAGGUUCGACACGUCCAUGACUCUGAAGGAAGACUACGACUACUCAAGUGCCACAUCAGGGCGCACGGCAGCGUGCUCCGGUGCAACCGGAUGUUCGCGCACGCCAGGCAUGCCACCAAUUCCGGCGGCGCGGUGGCGACACGGGACGCCACAGGCGCAAAGGAGCGCGCGAACAUUGCCAUUUUGCAACGGAAGUGGCCAGGCGUUUUCUACCUGA